Messenger RNA from Fusarium subglutinans, 876 nucleotides. RefSeq lists its product as uncharacterized. The record is from RefSeq and is a predicted model, not a curated record. The transcript has a single exon. Bases 1 to 876 code for a protein of 291 amino acids. NCBI's taxonomy places the organism in Eukaryota, Fungi, Ascomycota, Sordariomycetes, Hypocreales, Nectriaceae.
AUGAGACAACUCCAGACGGAUAUACUCCAACGACUGGGCCCUUUGGGACCUAAAGAAUGGGAAAAAAACACAAGGUUUCGACAAACUUCGUCCCUAUUCACCAUCGAAGAUAUUCUCGGGAAUCGCCUGUCUGUUUUCAAGUCUGUAUUUGAGCAUAAGAAAGGCGCUCCUGGAAUUCCGCGUGCGACUAGCAUUCCUCGAGAGCAUGGCUCAUUGCCAGCACCUCCUAGCGACGACAAGGCGCCCGAUCAACAGAAUAAACACGAGCUCAGCCGCUACCCCUCACCUCCAAGCAUCCUGAGAAAUGCUGCUAAACUUCCGCAGAGCCUUCCAGCAGAGAAGCCUCGUUCAUCAACGCCAGCGAAUGGAGAGAACCGCAGUCCUUACCAGGGGGACCAGGAAUCGUCAACCUCUUCCCAAGACUCGAGUCUUUCUCAACCCAAAGAGGGCUAUGAUGAGCACGAUGGCCAGGUAUCUGUCCCUAAUGAGCGACCAGGCAGAAAUUCCAGCCCCCAAACCUCGACCGAGCCACGCAGCGCACUUUCUGUUUCGCUCGAACGAUUCGUCAACAUGAGUGCCCGUCUGCAUUGUGUAGAAGACGAAAACUUUGAUGUUGAUACAAUCGCUUGGCUCGUUAUAGGGCUUGGAGCUAAUGACUCUCGGCGACGUCUCUUUUGCUUUCUCGACGAUGCAAAAACUGGUGUAUGGCACUGUUUGGGCGACGUCAUUUCACAGCCCAUUCGCCUUCUGAUUGAGCUGGAAUCUCCUGACGAGGCUUGUAUAUCUCAUGGACUUUCGUGUAAACGAGUCAUGAUUGUGCAAGAUGAACUUGGCUGCAGACGACUUCGCUUCAAAUCACUUCACCGCGCUGAGUGA